AUGGGACCAGGACCUGUCAUAAUUCCAGAAGGACAAAACAGUAGCAGUCCAGAUGGGCUGGAAAUGGGACCAGGACCUGUUAUAUUUUCAGAAGGAGCGUCCCUCACGAGUGUGUUGAGUAAUACAGUGCAAGUUGAGCCAGAAACAGCCGUGGUGGAAGAACAUGUGCAAGAAACAUUACCAGAAAGCGUCGCCAUCCGACAAACCAUUCAACAAGAUAACCUCUUCAACUUGAGCUCUACUCUACACGCUCUCUAG
Ostertagia ostertagi is the source of this 258-nucleotide messenger RNA. The record is from the annotation of a GenBank genome assembly. NCBI's taxonomy places the organism in Eukaryota, Metazoa, Nematoda, Chromadorea, Rhabditida, Trichostrongylidae.